Messenger RNA from Pseudocercospora fijiensis CIRAD86, 1017 nucleotides. RefSeq names its product glycosyltransferase family 25 protein. The transcript has 2 exons. NCBI's taxonomy places the organism in Eukaryota, Fungi, Ascomycota, Dothideomycetes, Mycosphaerellales, Mycosphaerellaceae. The record is from RefSeq and is a predicted model, not a curated record. The annotation marks the transcript as partial.
CAGUUUGAGAAAAUCUUCGUGAUCAACAUGCCCUCACGAUCCGACCUUCGAGAUUCUAUGGCCCUUGCAGCGGGCUUUUCAAACCUCACCGUGGAAUUUAUCGAUGGGGUACACUUGGACGAGGUCGACGAAAUGAUGUUGCCCGCAGAGCACCCAGACAUCGAACAGAUGCGAUCGAAGAAUUUGGGCAAUGUUGGAUCAUGGCGAGCUCAUAUGAAUGCGGUGCGAGCUAUCGUUGAACAGAAUCUUGGCUCAGCCCUCAUCCUCGAAGCCGAUGUUGAUUGGGAUAUCCGCAUACACGACCAAAUGUACGACUUUGCCAGAGCUGCACGACUACUCGUCCAACCGAACGAAGGAACCUCCACCUUCCUCGAUCCCACGUAUCCUCGCUCGCGAAAAGGCGACGAGCACCAAGACUUCGACAUCAAUCAAUACAAAGUCUCAACGCCGACGACCUCACCAUAUGGCGACAUCGAUCGAUGGGACAUGCACUGGCUCGGUCACUGCGGCAUGAACUUCCCAACGAGCAAGAACCCUAAAGUCAAAUUACCACUCGGCCGCGCCAUCAUCCCUCACGACAACACCACGGUCGCCCCGAAACACUUCCGAAAAGACUGGGGAGGAGCGGAGCUCAUCGACGAAUACCCACCUCACACUCGCGUCGUGACAAGAGCACGGAACAACGUCUGCACACUCGCAUACGCCUUGAGCCAACAAGGAGCUCGAAACGUGAUCUGGGAGCUCGGUCUCCGCAAAAUGAACUCGGCCUUCGAUCUCAUGUUAAGAGACGUCUGCGAUGGAACCGCCGAUCGGCCCAUGUCGAUAUGUUUGAGUCUGCAGCCACAGCUGUUCCAGCACCAUUUGCCAGUGGGAAAGACGAUGAGUAAUAUUCACAAUCACAUCGACUCGAAGUCACGGAAGAAGGCUGAGACGAGCAAUAUCCGUGUGAGUGUGAAGACGAAUUUGAGGAAUCUUGUGAGGGGGAAGUCCGGGGAUGAGUUGAUUGAUUCGUUCCCU